AUGCUCGCCACCACGAUAUCACCAGAGGCACCGAUCAAUGGCGUUGCGCCCGCGAAAUCCAAUGGCAUCUUCGUCGUGACAGAGUUGGAACACCAGCACGCUACGCCCAUAAGCGCCGGGCAAGAAACCAUCCAGGCGCCGCUACCCAACCCUUCGCUGGUGGUCACGGCCGAUCACCAACUCAAGGCGGAGGAAGCCCCCGUUCUCGCACCGAAGCCGGGAGAAGUAUUGGUCCACGUCAAGGCUACUGGCGUGUGCGGAUCCGACAUUCACUUCUGGAAGACGGGCCGCAUCGGCUCGCUCGUGUUCGAGGGAGACUGCAUCAUCGGCCACGAGGCCGCCGGCGUCGUCGUCCGCGUCGGCGAGGGCGUAAAGAACCUGAAGCCGGGCGACCGCGUAGCGAUUGAGCCGGGCGUGCCCUGUGGCGAAUGUUUCCUCUGCACCGAUGGCCGGUACAACCUCUGCGAAGAUGUGCAGUUCUCUGGUGUUUACCCCUAUCACGGCACCAUUCAACGGUACAAGUGCCACCCAGCCAAGUGGCUUCACAAGCUCCCCGACAACAUCUCCUACGCCGAAGGCGCUCUCCUCGAGCCCCUGAGCGUCGGCAUGCACGGCAUCCGCACCGCCGGCCUCUCCCUCGGCGUUGGCGCCGUGGUAUGCGGCGCGGGCCCCAUCGGCCUCGUCACCCUCGCGGCAGCGCGGGCCUCGGGCGCCCAUCCCCUCGUCAUCACCGACAUUGAGCCCUCCCGCCUCGCCUUCGCCAAGACGUUGGUCCCGAGCGUCAUCACGUACAAGAUUGACCCGGCGCUGGGCAACGAGGGCAACGGCAAAGCCAUCCGCGCGCUGUUUGGCGACGACGAGUACAGCGCGCCUAGGACGGUGCUCGAGUGCACGGGCGUCGAGAGCAGCAUCUGCACCGCCGCCUUUACCGUCCGUCGCGGUGGUACGGUUAUGGUUAUUGGUGUUGGGCGGGAGAUUAUGAAUAACUUGCCGUUUAUGCACAUCUCUCUUGCCGAGAUCAAGCUCGAGUUCAUAAACCGAUACCGCGAUACGUGGCCCGCUGGCAUCGCCUGUCUGAGCAGCGGCAUCCUCAACCUCAAGAGCCUCAUCUCGCACACGUUUCCUCUUGAGAGGGCCAUCGACGCCCUCACGCUUGCGUCAGACUACAGGAACGGCAGUAUCAAGGUUCAGAUUGUAGACGAGACCGAUUCGCCCAUCUUUUGA
Messenger RNA from Colletotrichum orchidophilum, 1224 nucleotides. Its product is annotated as sorbitol dehydrogenase. Gene Ontology annotation, biological process: D-sorbitol catabolic process. The transcript has 4 exons. Bases 1 to 1224 code for a protein of 407 amino acids. NCBI's taxonomy places the organism in Eukaryota, Fungi, Ascomycota, Sordariomycetes, Glomerellales, Glomerellaceae. Gene Ontology annotation, molecular function: L-iditol 2-dehydrogenase (NAD+) activity; zinc ion binding. The record is from RefSeq and is a predicted model, not a curated record.